AGUGCUGGUCCGAGGAGGUGGUGGUGGUGGGGAGAGGGUAACCAGCGGUCAAGCAGUCGGACCUCACACUCCCGCUCCGACCUCACCUCUCCACUUCACUUCAUCCGUCGGCGGCGACUUACUAUCGCAGCAGCGGGAAGAGACCGCCCGCGGAGGGGGCGGGUGUGUGUGUGUGUUGUGGAGCACGGGCCUCCCCACAUGGCGGCGGUGUCAGGCCCGGCGAGCGACAGCGAGGACCAGGCUGAGGGCGCCGGGCGCGCGCUGGAGGCCGAGUUCGAGCGCGCGGCGGCGCGCGUGCAGACGCUCGCGCAUGCGGCGGGCCGCGAGACGCUCCUCUACCUGUACAGCCGAUUCAAACAGGCCAAAUUUGGGAAAUGCAAUGUCCCAAAGCCAGGAUUCUUUGACUUUGAAGGCAAACAGAAAUGGGAAGCGUGGAAGGCAGUGGGUGAUAUGACUGCACAGCAGGCUAUGCAAGAAUAUAUUGCAACUGUAAAGAAAUUGGACCCAGAGUGGAACCCUCAGGAUUCAGUAAAGGAGUCUGAUCAGAAAUUACGGUUUGGUGGGCCUGUAGUCAGCAGCCUUUAUCAAGAGGAAAUGAUCAGGGACGAAGACAAAACCAUAUUUGAUCAUUGCAGAGAGAACAAUAUUGACCAUAUUUUGAAAGCCCUUGUAUCCGAGAAUGUGGACGUUAACUUGAAGGACGAAGAGGUUACAGAUACAAAUAGAAAGGGUGAAGUCUACUUCUGCACUGAAGCUAUACAUUAUUCCCCGUGUCUGCGUGGGUUUCCUCCAGGUGCUCCGGUUUCCUCCCACAGUACAAAGAUGUGCAGGGAAGAGCCCUACUACAUUGGGCAUGUGAUCGAGGUCAUAAAGAUCUGGUUGGCAUGUUGCUCCAACAAAAAGCUGAAAUCAACAGUCAGGUGUACAGAGGACAAAAAGUUCAGAUGUGAAAGCAGCAGCUAUUUAGAAACUUGAAACAGGAUACCAGUAGUAUAUUGGCCUUUUUAUACAUCAGUGCACUCCCUUUGGAAAAUGACCUGAGGCCAACAAUUUUACCUUAGUUCAAGAGACUUAGAGUGGGCUGGCUUCAUGCAGCAUUGGACCAAUCUAUAUAAUUCAUUUAGAUCUAAAUAAACCCUGUCUUUUUUUUCUCAUCGCUCGUGUUUUUUUUAAAUUGUUGAUGG
Chiloscyllium plagiosum (whitespotted bambooshark) is the source of this 1184-nucleotide messenger RNA. RefSeq names its product acyl-CoA binding domain containing 6 (gene acbd6). Gene Ontology annotation, molecular function: fatty-acyl-CoA binding; protein binding. Lineage: Eukaryota; Metazoa; Chordata; Chondrichthyes; Orectolobiformes; Hemiscylliidae. The record is from RefSeq and is a predicted model, not a curated record.